Molecule: messenger RNA, 639 nt
Organism: Priceomyces carsonii
Lineage: Eukaryota; Fungi; Ascomycota; Pichiomycetes; Serinales; Debaryomycetaceae
Gene: OCA6
Product: protein-tyrosine-phosphatase
Exons: 1
Coding region: 1-639 (212 amino acids)
Molecular function (GO): phosphatase activity
Source: RefSeq, a predicted model, not a curated record
AUGGAUGUUAUAGUUCCAGAUCCAUUAACUCCACCUUUGAAGUUCAGCACAGUUGAAGAAAAUCUAUAUCGAGGAGCUUAUCCCAGAGAAAUAAAUUUUCCUUUCUUGAAGACGCUUCAACUCAGAACAAUCGUCUCUCUAACUCCAGAACCAAUAGACGAAACAACAGACAAAAAACUAUUUGAAUUUGCUAGGAUCAACAAUAUAAGAGUUGUUCAUUUAGAAUGUGCUCAUAGUGGCAAGGGAAAAAAAAGAGGCGUUCCAAUCGGCUAUUCAACGGUAUUGGAUGCGCUUGAUCUUAUGAUACAUAAGGAAUAUUCACCCAUUUACAUUCAUUGUUUGAAUGGUGGUCAGGUUACCAGUUUAGUAAUUGCAAGUCUCCGUAAGCUACAAUUUUGGUCCUCAAUUACGAUAUUUAAUGAGUUCAUUAACUUUACCACCAAUAUGACAGUCAAUGACAGAAUCUUUGUCGAAGGAUUUAAAGGAGAGAUCAAUAUAAAUACAAAUGACAAGGCUGCCUGGCUUUGGGUAGGUAUGAGCAAAGGUGUUAUAGAAAACAAUCCUAGAAUUAGAAUUCAUGAAUAUUUAGAUGAAACUACGGAUGAUCGGCUGACAACAGGAGAACGAUUGACAAGCUAG